Messenger RNA from Mesorhabditis belari, 8001 nucleotides. Lineage: Eukaryota; Metazoa; Nematoda; Chromadorea; Rhabditida; Rhabditidae. The record is from the annotation of a GenBank genome assembly.
AUGACUGUCUAUUUAGAUCAAACUUCGGGUGAUCAGACCUUCGAAAUUGGGGUUUCACCAGACGAGGUGUGGAUGGUGUUGACUGGUGGUUCUCGGCCCACCUCGGCGGCUCAAUCUCAUAAACCCCCAUCAUCGUCCUCAUCCGAUUCUCCGAAAGAAACCCAUGAGCGAAAGGUAUCCAAAGGGGUCAAGAUUGAGGAGGUUCCCUCAUACUGUAACUCGUCGGGAUCAUCGGUGAACGAAUUAGUCACCAACUCUCCAUCUCCACCACCGCCAGCGCGACGACGCUUGCGCACGGUUUCGGGCAGUCGAACUGAGAAUCAUAUCAUCAACACACCCAGUGGAAAGAAGAUCUACACGAAAGGCCGUCCACCAUGGUAUGAUCGAGGCGGGAAAAAUCUCAAACAACCCUACGUGAUCGGAAUCUGUGGCGGAUCAGCUAGUGGGAAAACUACCGUAGCUGCAAAGAUCAUCGAACUCCUCGAAAUCCCUUGGGUCACCAUUCUCUCAAUGGACAGCUUCUACAAGGUCCUUAGCGAGGAUCAACACACACUCGCCGCCAAUUCACAAUACAACUUUGAUCACCCAGAUGCGUUCGAUUUCGAUCUACUAGCUGAUUGUUUGGCUCGGCUCAAAGAGGGGAAAAGUGUCGAGGUGCCUGUCUACGACUUUACCACGCAUGCGAGAGACAAAAUUGGAAAGAUCAUGUACGGCGCGGAUGUAUUGAUUUUUGAGGGAAUUCUCGCUUUCCAUCGACAAGAUAUCGUCGAAAUGAUGGAUAUGAAGGUUUUUGUGGACACAGAUGCGGACACUCGACUUUCUCGCCGUCUCAAGCGCGACAUCGAAGAAAGAGGCCGCGAUGUUUCAGGCGUUUUGGAGCAAUAUCUCAAAUUUGUCAAGCCGGCGUUCGACUCGUUUAUCGCGCCCGGGAUGAAGGUAGCUGACAUCAUAGUGCCUCGUGGUGGAGAUAAUCAUGUGGCGAUUGAUUUAAUCGUUAAACAAGUGAAGACACAACUCUCAAAGAGAGGCUACGAUGCAGUCAAUCAUAACAGAAGUCAAUGCCCGUUGAGUGAUGGAUCGCAGCCACUUCCUGGCUCGCUUCACGUUGUCAAACAGACUCCACAAGUUCGCGGUCUGCACACCUUCAUCAGAAACAAGGAAACUAAAAGAGACGAGCUUGUCUUCUAUUCGGAUCGUCUCUUCCGAAUUCUCAUCGAAGAUUCAAUGAACUUUGUCCCAUAUGAAGAUAUUGAAGUAGAGUUGGGUCCAAAGCAAAUGGUGAAAGGACGUCGAAAAAGCGUCGAGAUUUGCGGAGUGGCGAUCAUGAGAGCCGGGGAAACGAUGGAGAACAGUUUGAGAGCCGUUGUGAAGGAUUGUAAAAUGGGCAAAAUUCUCAUCCAGACAAACGAGCAAACGAUGGAACCCGAGUUGUACUAUCUACGUCUCCCUAAAGAUAUCCAUAAAUAUCAUAUUCUUCUCAUGGACGCUAUGGUGGCUACAGGAGCUGCAGCGGUGAUGGCUGUAAGAAUCUUGUUGGAUCAUGAUGUCCCUGAAGAAAAUAUUAUGUUGCUUUCAUUGGUGAUGAGCGAACCAGGGGCACACGCUUUAGCCUACGCGUUUCCAAAGGUGCGUCUUCUCACCACCGCUGUCGAUGCCGAGUUGGCUGAGGGUUUUUACGUGUUGCCCGGUAUGGGAAAUUUUGGCGAUCGCUACUACGGGACGACAACUUGUGCCGAUGAUGAUGUCAUCGAUGAUUCUUUUGACGGCGGUAGAAGUACUUCAACAGUCCCGGAGAUCACUUCAAGUUCCACUCAAUGGGGAAUAUCCGUGAGCCCAUCUGAAGGAGGUGGCUCCGUUUCUCCAAAUCUAGCGACAAGCUCAAGCCCUCUCUCAUAUUUGAAUGGAACGAGCUCAAUGUCAAAAUCGUCGGGAGCAACAACUACAAUCUUAUCGACUACUCGCAAUUCGCAAUCAACUAGAUCAACUACAAUAGUGAACACAACGAGAAGACCAGUUUUGAUCUGUUUCCCUUCUUUGGUGCUGAGCUUGGGUGAAAAUGACACAAUGAUCAUUCAACAACCAUGGGAUUUCACGAUCACCUCUAACACCACAUCAAACUCAACAUGCUCUGUCACCUAUCAUCAAUGGGAGACUGAACUAAUUUCUGGGAACUCAACGUCUCACUCAAUCUAUUUCUUGCCCGAUCAAGCUCUCGGAUUCUACAAUGUCUGCUUGACCGCUGAGUUUGAGAAACAAUUGAAUCAAACAAAAUGUGGAUUCGUUCGAGUCAUUGUUGAGAAAGGAUUGAUAUCACAAUCGGUUAUACAAAUGAGCAAUGAGAUUUUUGGGAUUUCAAAGAAUAUUGCAGAGAACUUUACAGCUGAUCCGAAUAUUGAUAAAGAGAAAAGCGUCGCUUACACUUGGUACUGUUCCACGGAAAAUGACAACAACUAUCAACCGCUUUUAGACUCAAAUUGCAUGAAUGGCUCUGCCGUUUACAGCCUUGUCAAUGGCGUCCUCUCAUUUCUGCCGAUUGGGGAGUAUUUUGGAGUUGGAACAUAUCAUCUCUUCCUCGUUGCCACCUCUAAAUCAGUGGCCUCAAUGCAACAAAACUUGACGAUCAUUCUCCACGUUUUCGGACCAACAACCUUUGAAGCCACAACAUUCUUGCCGACAACAGAGUUUGAUGAGAAUGGAAUUCACGGAAAUCGAACUCUUCCCACGACUACAGAACUGGAAACAACCGCUGAAAUGACAACAAAUAAUGGAGUCACUGAAAUGUCAACAAUUGAAGGAACGCAACCUGUGACAAAUCGGAUAGUUGAUGAAAGUACAAAUGGGGAAACAACGACAGAAGAAACAACAACGACAACGACAACGACAACGACAACGACAACGACAACGACAACGACAACGACAACGACAACGACAACGACAACGACAACGACAACGACAACGACAACGACAACGACAACGACAACGACAACGACAACGACAACGACAACGACAACAACAACGACAACGACAACGACAACAACAACUACGACAAUGACAACGACAACAACUACGACAACGACAUCAACUACAGGAAGAAACACUGAUCCAGCAAUCUCACUCGACAAUCAACAACUCUUCAAUUCAAUUGAGAACUCUGAAAAGAUUUUGAAUGAUUGGAAAGCAAACGGGAGCAAAUGGGGCAAUAAAACUCUUCUAGCUGAUGCUAUUCAAAAUAUUACGACCCCAAAACAAUUGGAUACGUUCAUCACAAAUUUACUCAGUGGAAAAUCACCCUACAAUAUUAGCGCUGAGAACACGGCUGACGUCUUGAAACAAGUCAAGCAACAAUUGACACAGGAAAACACGGAAUUAUCUGCACUUGUGAAUCAAAUGUUAGAUCAACUCGUCAACGUGACCAUUCAGACACCGGAAGAACUGCAGAAAGUCUUGCAAUCACUUGGAAACAUUUUGAAGAACGGCUUUAUUACAACUUUAUCUGGAUCGUCUGGCUCUCUUGAAGCUUUUCAAGUGUUCCAUGGAACGAUUCAAUCUGAAGGAUAUUCAUUGGUUUCGGCAAAGAGUACGCUCAGCAUUCAAGGCCAAAACGCCUACCUCGCUGGGGACAUCCGCCCGGGAAUCCUCCAGGAUCGACAAAAUCCCGAAUCCGUUGUGGUGAAAAACGAUAUCACGAAGCUUUCGACUACCGUCAGCUUCAACGCUGGGACACAAGUUGGUGUCAGCCCUGGCCCAUUUACGAACACCUCAAUUUUCGAACCUCUCUCCUUCUUCUCACUUUUUGGAGAUACAAUUAUGACUGCCUCCGACGGUUCAUCCCUAUCCUCAACACAUGUUCUUCUCUGGAAUGCGACUGUGCCGCUCUACUCGGACGAAGAAAAUGUCUCACAAAUGUUCACCUCAAUGACAGCUUGGAUGGAGAUUCAAUCCGGCAGUGUCACCAUAGAGACUGAUUCAAAGACCAAAGAAAAUCUGGUAGCUGGUCAAUUGUUGAAAACGGUAACGACGAGUGUCACCGUUUUAUUUCAAGGAAAUCAAAUCACUAUCACUUUCACUGGUGGAGAAAUGCAAGUGUUGUCAUUGACGAACACAAGUGCCGCCAUCGCCGUGCAAAGCGCUCAGCUCAAAAACCCGGACUCAUUCGACCCGCUUCUCAUCUCGAUUCUUGUGGAUCCACUGCGAUUCGAAGGUCUAUCAGCUAACUUUGUGAACUCUGUGCCCACAUCUGGUCCCUACGCAAUGCAAAUGAAACCCAGUGACUCCGGGAAAAUGCAAAUGGUUACAGCGUUUUCUGGCUACACGGCUCCUUCAGUCUCACCCGGUUAUGUGGGUGUCAAAAAUGGAACUUUUAUGCCGAAUACGAGAUUCACUAGCGCCACUGAUCUCCAGAAUCAAUUCAUUCAAGGAACAGCACUCACUGGAACGGCAAUGAUCCUAUUGGUUGGUGGUCAAGUGAAGAGCUGGGACUCGGUACAACUGAUCUACGAUGGGAAAUCGCUUCUCUUUCUAUCGGUGAACAAGAACGAUUCAAUUGUACUUGAACAAGCCACUUUUCAAUACUUUCCCACCUACAUCUCGAUCUCAAGCGGUCAAAUUGCGCAAAGAGCCGACAAGCACAUCCAUACAACUCUUGAGGUUGGAGUCGGGAAACGAAUCUUCAUCGACGAUGGACUGAUCAUUCGAAAUGCCACCGAUGGAUACGCCAUUUUGUAUGGGAAAUUCACCACCCAAGGAGAUGUCAGUCUUGGGGAUGUUUCACUCACUCAAGCAACGAUUCUCGAUCAAUCGGCACAGAAAAAGGUAAUGGAAGUGCUGCAGAAUGCUGAGGAUUUUAUUCGAAACAAUGGCAGCGGUUUAACACCCGAUCAACAGAAUCAGAUUGCUCAACAAUCACUUUCAAUGGUCACCGAUCUCUUCAAAACGAUCGAUGCCGCACUCGCCAAUCCCUCAGCUCAAGAUCUUCAACAAUCUCUCGCCUAUGAGAAACUAAACUACAACGAUAUUUUUGAUGUUUUACCAAAAGAUGCUAGCGAAAUCCGCUACGUUGACGAGUACACCGAAGAGCAGUGGGCUUAUGAGGCGACCAAGCUCAUUCAACAGCAAUUGGCUCAAGAAAUGGCGGCUCGAGUGAAAUCCCUUCUCUCCGCUGUCGAGGAUAUGUUAGUGGGAACAGAGAUCAAAAAUGGCAAUCUUCCAACUUGCAUCGUGCAAACUGGUGAUGCAAACACGCUUAGUACUUGUAUUGGAAAUGCGAGCGACGUUCUCGCGAUGAGCACGUCAUGCAACGAUUGGGUGAUAAGCCUACCGUCAAAGCCGAUUUCGUUAAACGAUACACUCUUCGAUAAUUCCCUCAUCCGCGUCUCAAUGAUUUGCUAUAUUAUCAAUCCAUACAUGUACUCGGACAACUCCCAGUAUCUCAUCACUUCUGGUGCCCUUGACAUAAGUCUGAAAGAGAUGGAGAGCGGCUUUGUGAUUCCAGUCACAAAUGCAACAGAAGACUCGACAAUCAUCGGCCCAUCAAACGCCUCUUUGUCGACUCCGAUCGAAAUGUUCACAGCCACUUUUCAGUCUUAUCAGAUCCUUGACAUUCAUGCUUUCUACACCGUUCAAUGGAACACCUCAAUUGUAGUCGAGCUGCAGAUCAAUACGAUUUCUCGCGAUUUCAACAACGACAUCUGGGUUUUUGUCUCCUAUCAAAGCUUGCCCGGUCCACGAGAUGAAGAUCACGAUUUUCGUUUCCAAGUCAAUACGUACAGAAGCAAAAAUGUUUUCUUUGUCUCUGCCCCAAUGCUCCUCAACAUGACCGGUCUUUACUAUAUUGGGGUCGGAGUUUUGUCGACCGGACUUGCCGAUGGAGUCAAUGUGGUACAGUACGAGAAACCGGGCAGCUAUGAGGGAACAGGAAAUUGGUCUUUCGAACAAGGCCUUUAUUUUGAUUACUCGAUUCGUGUACUCACCAAAGGAUGUUACUAUUUCUUGGAGGAAGAGAAUCGAUAUGACAAUCAAGGAGUCACGCCUCGCACUCCAGUGGUAAUCGGCGACUCACAAGUCGGCUGUGCCACUCGUCACUUCACUGUCUUCGCAAAUGGUGUCUAUGCCCCGGAUGUUCCUUCUGAUUUCAUCUACAACUAUAUCGAGAAAGAAUAUCCGCUCUGUGCUCAUGUUCUAUUGUCCAUCAUUUUUCUCGUCAUUCACACGAUUUGCGUUCUCUUCGUGGCUAUGAGGAACAAGCUAAACUAUUGUUUAAACCAGCCAUACCUCUACUUCAUGGCCGACAAUCAUAGAAAUGACACCUACACUUAUGUGAUUUGCGUGGAAACUGGAUAUCGAAUGUUUGCCCAAACGGAUUCCGGCAUCUUUUUCAACAUUGAGGGCACAAACGGGAAUCAAAUUCGGAGAAGACUCACCUCUAAUCGAAUCGAUCCAAAAACUCUAUUCCGAUGGGGGGAGACUGAUCGUUUUGUGAUGACCACUCCAGCUGAUCUUGGCGAUUUGACGUCGAUUCGAAUCUGGAUCGAUCACGAGGGAAUCUCUCAUCGCGAAUCGUGGUACUGCUCAAGGAUUAUCAUUAAGAAUGUGCAAACGGAGAAACAAUAUCACUUCCUCGUGGACAACUGGUUCGGACAACAGAACGGGGAUGGAAAGACAGAAAGAGUCAUCGGCGUUACGCCGAACGAAAAACGGCGACGCUUCGACGAGUCGCUUUGGAUGAGCAACUAUGCACAACAUUUGACCUACUUUGCCCAGUACAAAGGCGGAACGCUGAGCCGACUCCGUUGCUCAACCUCGACGAAUAUCUUGCUCGUUUUCAUGACCGUUACAAUGGCAAUUUGCUGCUGUGUCGUCUCGGCUUCGCGUGAGAACUAUGAUGAUCAAAAUCUCGGCCUACAACCGAACUUCUUCGGCUAUUACUUUAACUACAAAGAUCUGAUCUGUGGAGCGGUAGUGUCAUUGCUAAUGCUCUUGCCGACCACAGUGAUGCCAAUGAUCUAUCGAGCUGCGCCCUCAAACUUGGAAUGGUGGCAAUUGAAGCAAAGAUUGGUGACAAAUUCGGAUCUUGAAAGGCCAAAGCACAAGCUUCCAGUGUUUACUAAACAAAUCCUUAAUGUGAUCCUGAUGUCUCUUCUCACUUCAAUGAUUGUCUACGCGCUUCUCAUCUCAUUCCACUUCGAUGUUGAGCAACAACUGUGCUACGCGAAGCGCUUCUUCCUCACCUUUCUGCUUUGGGUUUUCUUCACGGAACCAUUAAAGGCUCUUUUCUGCUCGAUUUUUUAUGUUUUCUGUAAACCCGAUAGUGGAAUCAUCACCAAUUAUGAGAAGACUCUACUCUUGGGAAAAAGAGAAUCGAUGAAGGGAACGAUCACCACCGAAACGCGAGAGCUCGGACACACAGUAGCGGCGAUCAAUCGACUCCGAGAAAUGAAAGAUGGUCGAAUGAGAGACGAACAAUUAUUUGACACGGCUCGCGAGGUGACGAUCUUCGUCCUCUCACUCACUAUUCUCCUCGGGUUGACCUACUAUUGCCGAGAUCGAAAUGGAUUCUAUUAUCAACAGCAAGUAAGUACAAUGCUGGCGUUGGACUCACAAGUGGAUAACUCGGGUUUUAUGGAUGUGGCAACAGCAGACGAUUACUGGAAUUGGUUGAAUAAGACUCUGGUAACAGCUUUGAGAGUCUCUUGGUACGAUGGACAACCGGCUUGGAAUAUGCGAGGGUUUUUGAAUGACAAGGUCUCCCGAGCGAUGGGCUACGGUACAAUUCGGCAAGUUCGAUCAGCUCCAAAUGUCAACUGUAAAUUCGCCGACAAUCGACUCGCACAAUUUUUUGAUGGUUGUGAAGGAUUCACAAGCAAAAAAUACGAGGUGAUUGUGCCUGGGUAUACGGCUGGUUGGAGAAAUGUCAUCGAAAAUGUCACCGACGAUAUGAAAAACAAUGAUACAAUGUGCCCGUAUAUCUACAGAAAUGGAGAGGAAUUGCAAGGGAAGGGAAAA